CGAAACUCGGUGUGCGUGGUGACGUUAGGAGGCGAAGUUAUCGACCAAUCCGGCGCGAUGAGUGGCGAUGGUCAUAAAGUAUCUAAAAGCGCUAUGAGCUCGAGAUUUACUUCUGAAAAGAGAUUUUAUGAGAACCUUGGAUUGUUAGAUUCUCAACUUCAAUAUAAAAAGGAUGAAAUUCCUAAAUUGGAGGUUGAUAUAUUGAAGUUGGAAAUGGAUGCUGACGCUUAUGCUCAAGUAGGAUUGCUUUCAGCAAAACAUGAUGAUAUGAAGCAACAUUUGAGAUGA
Messenger RNA from Funneliformis caledonium, 288 nucleotides. Lineage: Eukaryota; Fungi; Glomeromycota; Glomeromycetes; Glomerales; Glomeraceae. The record is from the annotation of a GenBank genome assembly.